This is a messenger RNA of Macaca mulatta (Rhesus monkey), 1754 nucleotides long. It is a transcript of the gene UPK3BL2, whose product is annotated as uroplakin 3B like 2. NCBI's taxonomy places the organism in Eukaryota, Metazoa, Chordata, Mammalia, Primates, Cercopithecidae. The record is from RefSeq and is a predicted model, not a curated record. Gene Ontology annotation, cellular component: membrane.
CCAGGCUGGAGUGCCAUGGUGCCAUCUAGGCUCACUGCAGCCUCAACCUCCCAGGCUCAAGUGAUCCUCCCACCUCAGGUCCUAAAGGAAGAGUCACUACACUGGGGACUGUUUGGACAAGGAGAUCCACGGGGCAGACUUGGCGGGAUAGUCCCUGGGGCAGCUUGGAUCCUGGGGCUGCCUCCUCCUUCCUCAGCCCCUCCCUGGUCAGGCGCUCCUGGGGUGGGGUGGGGGAGUCCAGGCUUGUCUUGCAACUGAUUGUUCUCUUCGGACCCUCCCUGGCGAUGCCAGAUUCACUGGGCCGGCAGAUUCUGCCCCCAAACCUGUCCAACCAGUUGUUUGAGAGGAGGGGGUACCUGGGAGGGGCAACAGGAGAUGCCAGGAACACCUUCCCCUAGCCCAGCACAGACUACAGACCAGGGAGCCUCUGGAGCUGCAGACACUGCAGACAGACGAACAGAUGGACAACAGCUGGAGGCUUGGCCCGGCCAUGGGGCUCUCUGCGGGACAGUCCCAGCUGCUAAUGUCGCUGUUGCUGCUACUGACCCAUGUCCAGCCUGGGACAGGCAUAGCUGCCCCAGAGCACAUCAACUAUGUGCCCCAGCUCUCAAACGACACCCUGGCGGGGAGGCUCACCCAGUCCACCUUCACGCUGGAGCAGCCUCUGGGCCAGUUCCACAGCCACAACAUCUCUGACUCGGAUACCAUCUGGCUGGUGGUGGCCCUCAGCAAUGCCACCCAGAGCUUCACGGCCCCACGGUCAAACCAGGACGUCCCGGCUCCUGCCAACUUCUCCCAGAGGGGCUACUAUCUCACACUGAGGGCCAACCGGGGGCUGUACCUGGGUGGCCAGGCCAGAGGCCAGCUCCGUGUCCUCCGCGUCGGCAAUGAUACCCACUGCCAACCAACAAAAAUUGGCUGCAACCAUCCCCUCCCGGGACCCGGCCCCUACAGGGUGAAGUUCCUGGUGAUGAAUGACGAAGGACCCGUGGCUGAGACAAAGUGGUCCAGCGACACUCGCCUGCAGCAAGCCCAGGCACUUCAGGCUGUCCCCGGCCCCCAGAGCCCAGGCACCGUGGUCAUCAUUGCCAUCCUGUCUAUCCUCCUGGCAGUCCUCCUUACAGCCCUCCUGGCUGUGCUCAUAUACACCUGCUUCAACAGCUGCAGGAGCACUUCGCUAUCAGGCCCAGAGGAGAGAGGGAGUGUGAGAAGAUACACCACGCACCACACGUUCAGCACUCCUGCUGAGGGGGCUUCCUGAGGGAUUUCAGGGGGGUCCAUGUGUCCCUCCACCUCCUCCCUGGCCCAGGCUGCAGAGCCUGGGCUGGGACAUGCCCUGAAGCUUCUGGACCCCAAGAGAGAUCGUUUCUUUUCUUUACUUUUUUUUUUUUUUUUUUUUUUUUGAGACGAGUCUCACUCUGUCACCAGGCUGGCACGAUCUCGGCUCUCUGCCUCCCGGGUUCAAGCGAUUCUCCUGCCUCAGCCUCCCGAGUAGCUGGGACUACAGGCAUGCGCCACCACGCCCAGCUCAUUUUUGCAUUUUUGGCAGAGAUGGGGUUUCACCAUGUUGGCCAGAAUGGCCUCGAUCUCUUGACCUUGUGAUCCGCCCGCCUUGGCCUCCCAAAGUGCUGGGAUUACAGGCGUGAGCCACCGCGCCCGGCAAGAGAGAUUGUUUCUAGAUGAGGGUGGGGGGUGAGUGUCCUUAACCCAAAGCUUGUGCCAGUCUCUAUCAGAAAUAAAUGCCCCCAACAUCC